Molecule: messenger RNA, 1569 nt
Organism: Astyanax mexicanus (Mexican tetra)
Lineage: Eukaryota; Metazoa; Chordata; Actinopteri; Characiformes; Acestrorhamphidae
Gene: cldn11b
Product: claudin 11b
Exons: 3
Coding region: 763-1413 (216 amino acids)
Biological process (GO): cell adhesion; bicellular tight junction assembly
Cellular component (GO): plasma membrane; bicellular tight junction
Molecular function (GO): structural molecule activity
Source: RefSeq, a predicted model, not a curated record
CAAAACUGAAGUAUCUGUAGAGCAUGUAUCAGUCAAAAGUUUGGACACACCUUCUCCUUCUAUGUUUUUCUUCAUCUAUUUCAUGUAUUUUCUUCAGUUUAGAUUAAUAUUAAAGACAAGAAUACAAUUAAGGAGCACAUAUGGAAUUAUGUAGUAAACAAAAAAAGUGUUUGUACUCCACAACCCCCUGACCUGAGAUGGUGAUUUAAGAUGAUCUGGGAUGAGCUGGAGCUUCACAGCAUGAAGGAAAAGCAGCAACUAUUUUUCAAUCUGUCCUUAAAGCUAAAUGUGGUACUUUGAAGAAUCUAAAGUAUAAAACCUAUUCUGAUUUUUUUAUACAGAAUAAUUAUGUGUUCCUGUAUAGCCUUAAUGAUUUCAAUAUUACAUGUACAAUGUAAAACUAAAUAAAUGAAUAAAAAAUAAAAAACACAUUGAAUGAGAAGAGGUGUGUCCAAAGUUCUGACUGGUCCUCUACAUCCUGCCUCAUUAUGCAUCGUUUUUAGACUGGUUGACAGCUAGAGAAUGGGCGUGGCUUCAAUGGGCGAGUCCAUUAUAAAACCCAAAUUUGACCAAAUCAUGUUUUUAUAGUUUACUUAGACCACAGCUGACGCUUAAAUUGGAUUUAGCUCUUUUUCAGCACUUUUUGGAGUUGAAAAGAAAAAUGAUACCAAAGUAAGAAGUCAUAAACUACCGAGAGAAAGAGGGAGGGAGGAGCUGCAGAGUUUUAUUUGGAGGUAUUUUGGUGAUUUGGAGGUGUGAAACAUGUCUCAGGGCUGCCGUCUGCUCGCUGGAUUCGUUCUGAGCUGUAUUGGGUGGGUUGGGAUCAUCAUCGCCACCUCCACCAACGACUGGGUGGUGACCUGUAAGUACGGCAUGCACACCUGCAAGAAGAUGGACGAGCUGGAGUCCAAGGGUCUGUGGGCUGAGUGUGUGAUCUCCACCUCCCUGUACCACUGCAUAGCCCUCAACCAGAUCCUCACCCUGCCUGCCCACGUGCAGGUGGCGCGCGCGCUCAUGCUCUCCGCGUGUCUGCUGGGGCUGCCCUGCGCUCUGCUCGCGCUGCUCGCGGCGCCCUGCGUCUCUCUGAACGACGAGCGCGCGGGAGCCAAGCGAAAGCGCGCGAUGCUCAGUGGGGCGUUGAUGCUCAUCAUGGCGGUGUGUGGGACAGUGUCCACUGUUUGGUUCCCCAUCGGGGCUCAUCAAGAAGAUGGCCUGAUGUCAUUCGGAUUCUCUCUCUAUGCUGGAUGGUUAGGCUCCGCCCUCUGCUUCCUGGGGGGCUCUGUUAUGACCUGCUGUUCGGCCGGUGAUGCUCCUGUCCAGCGGCCUGAGAACCGCUUCUACUACUCCAAACAGAGCGGCCUGUCCAACUCCAUCCAGGCCACAAACAACCAUGCCAAGAGUGCACAUGUCUGAGAGACGUGGACUGGAACGCACUUCAAACACAUUCAGCCUCUUCAUCUAAAGGAGGGGAAUGCACUCUCUCUUUUCUUUCUCUCUCACACACUAACUCACUCACAUACACACAGAUGUACAUGCACUUACACACACACAUGUACACACACACACACA